Messenger RNA from Talaromyces rugulosus, 1641 nucleotides. RefSeq lists its product as uncharacterized. The record is from RefSeq and is a predicted model, not a curated record. Gene Ontology annotation, molecular function: rRNA binding. Lineage: Eukaryota; Fungi; Ascomycota; Eurotiomycetes; Eurotiales; Trichocomaceae. The coding region runs from base 1 to 1641 and encodes 546 amino acids. The transcript is spliced from 6 exons.
AUGGCGGACGAACAACUUGAAUUCCCUAUUCAGCCCAAAAUAGGCGCAGGGCUGCGCAUGUUCUUCUACUCGCAGCUGUUCGUCACGCCGCGCUACCCACAGCACUCCUUCAAUGACCAAACCGUCAUCGUCACAGGCUCCAAUGCAGGUCUGGGGCUCGAAGCUGCGCGCCAUUUCUAUCGCCUCAACUGCGCUCGUAUAGUUCUUGCUGUGCGCACUACCAGUAAAGGACAGGCCGCCAAGGAGGAUAUUGUCAAGAGCGUCAAACACCGCACCGACGCGGACGCCAUCGAGAUCUGGCCUCUGGAUCUUUCCAGUACAGCGUCCACGCUCGCCUUCACGGAGCGCGUCAAGACAGAGCUCCCACGCGUUGAUGUUCUUGUUGAGAAUGCGGGAAUCAAUUCCAAAAUCUGGACGCAGUCUGAGGGCUUCGAGCAAGCUGUCCAAGUCAACGUGCUCAACACUUUCCUCCUCGCCCUCUCGCUACUGCCUAAGCUCAACGAGACGAAGACAAAUUUUCCAGACUCGCAGCCGCAUCUAGUCAUCAUCAGCUCCGAAGCACAUCGUCUGACCAAGUUUCCCGAGAUCAAUGCCCCGGAUCUGUACGCCAAGUUGAACGACGAGACGGCCUUUAGCCAGCAACCGAGAUAUCAAGCCACCAAGCUCAUCGAAGUUCUCCUCACGCGCGAAAUAGUCUCCCGGCUCGCGCCCAGCGGCACUUCGACUCCUCCACCCGUUGUCAUCAACAUUGUAAACCCCGGUCUCUGUAAAUCCACACUUGACCGUAGCGGUAACCAGCCUCCCCUAGGCCUUCGUAUCUUACGCGCCAUCCUCGACCGCACAACCGAGGUGGGUUCUCGAACGUUCGUUCUCGCCGCCUGCGCCCCCGCAACUUCCCACGGCGAAUUCCAGAGUGACGGGGCUAAUCAGGGCGUCGAAUCGUGGAUCUAUACCGAUAUUGGACGCAAGGUACAGAAGAAGGUGUACGAACAGACUAUGCGGAUUCUCGAGGCGAGGAAGCCGGGCGCAAACAAGCCAGAAAAGACCGCCCAAGAUGGUCCGUCAAUUGAAGCAUCACGAGAAAAAACUAACGCAAAAAAAACCAGGCUCCUCCGAAAGGUCAACUUCCACACCUACAAAUCCGACAACAACCAUCGCGAACAAUCCAUCCGCGCGCGCUACUACCUACAGGGUACCCUCGACUACCAAAAAUACAACACACUAUGCGGCCAACUACGCAGUCUUGCGCACAAGCUAUCCGCACUUGACCCAGACGACCCUUUUCGCAAAAAGACUGAGUCGGAAAUCCUCGAGAAGCUGUGGUCCAUGGGCAUCUUGAAGAAUAGCCGCGAGCAAGGUGCGGGCUUAUCGGCGGUGGAGCACGAUGUUAGUGUGUCGGCGUUUUGUCGACGGCGGUUGGGAGUGUUGAUGACGAGGAAUGGCAUGGUACCGGAUGUGAAGACGGCUGUUACUCUGAUUGAACAGGGCCAUGUCCGAGUCGGCACAGAGGUAGUCACUGAUGCUGCAUUUUUGGUGACGAGAAGCAUGGAAGAUUUCGUUACCUGGGUCGACUCUAGCAAGAUUAAGCGAUCGAUUAUGAAAUACCGGGAUAACCUUGAUGACUUUGACUUGAUGGUAUGA